Molecule: messenger RNA, 1695 nt
Organism: Myzus persicae (green peach aphid)
Lineage: Eukaryota; Metazoa; Arthropoda; Insecta; Hemiptera; Aphididae
Product: orexin receptor type 2-like
Exons: 8
Coding region: 252-1571 (439 amino acids)
Biological process (GO): G protein-coupled receptor signaling pathway; feeding behavior
Cellular component (GO): membrane
Molecular function (GO): orexin receptor activity
Source: RefSeq, a predicted model, not a curated record
GGCGCGUUCAGAAAUCUUCGUGGAUCGCGCACGUUGCCGCGUAAAAGCGCAUUCGUACGUUGCCGGCGCGCGUGCGACUACCGUCGUUGUGUCGGGAUAUCCGUGAUUUCAUGUUUGUUUUGUCCAAUACUAUAAUAUCGUGCUAUUCGUCCGCCGUGUGGUUCGAAAUUAAUUUUCUAUCCGACUUCUAAGACUCAUCAAGAUGUCGGUCCAGAUAUUGUGUUGAUUGUCAUACAUCAGCUGCUCACCUAAUGGAUAUUAGAUCGACGUAUUAUUUUACGUCUGGAUUAAACACAAUGUUGGUGAGAUGGACGUUGAUUACAAUAAUCGCAAUGGCCAUGGCCGAAGGACACGUCAACGUAACAACUCGACGGGAAUCAACUGUUCCAUCGUACGUGGCGGAUAAUGUCACCGAUUAUGACUACAUGGCCAACUAUACCGAUGAGGAAUAUCACAAUUACCUGGUCGACUACAUUACGCCCCAAAAAUCCGAAUGGGUAUUUAUAGUCAUGCACUCAAUGGUUUUUGUGGUCGGACUUAUCGGAAACGCUUUAGUCUGCGUGGCCGUCUAUAGGAAUCGAACAAUGCGAACUGUAACGAACUAUUUCAUCGUUAACUUGGCGGUGGCUGACUUUUUGGUGAUUUUAAUCUGCUUGCCACCAACCGUGGUGUGGGAUGUCACAGAAACAUGGUUCAUGGGCACUGUUGCUUGCAAAAUGGUUUUGUACUUUCAGACCGUCUCCGUUACCGUGUCAGUAAUGACGCUGACGUCGAUUUCCAUCGACCGUUGGUACGCCAUCUGUCAUCCUUUAAAGUUCAAAUCUACCACCAGCCGUGCCAGAACAGCCAUUAUUAUCAUAUGGAUCGUGGGACUCGCCUCAGACAUUCCAGAGCUGUUGGUGUUGGAAGCCAUCGAAAAGACGAAGCGUAUUUCGUCCAUCUAUCUGACCCAGUGUGAAGCUCUGUGGAGCCAAGAGUCUGAGACCAUCUACCAGAUCGCCAAGACCAUCGUCCUCUACAUCCUGCCCCUACUGCUCAUGUCGGUCGCCUACUAUCAGAUUGUCCGGGUUCUGUGGAAAUCCGACAACAUACCCGGACACACGGAAACUGUGCAAAUGUUCAACGCCAAUGCUUACAACGGGUUCAACCGGACGGCGACGAUGGGGUGUACCAGCACGAUGGCUCAGAUAAAAGCCAGAAGGAAAGCGGCGAAAAUGUUGGUGGCAGUUGUGGUCAUGUUCGCACUGUGCUUCUUUCCCGUGCACCUGAUGAACUUGUUGAGAUUUACAGUGGGCAUUCAACAAACACAAGCAACAGCUCUAGUUUCAAAUUUAAGUCAUUGGCUCUGCUACGCUAACAGUGCAGUGAACCCGUUGAUAUAUAACUUCAUGAGUGGCAAGUACCGUAACGAAUUCAAACGGCUGUUCCUCUGCUGGGGUUCAAACAGGCAGAAUCGCCUGCGCCGGGGAGCACACACGUCUCGAAGUGGCACGUACAUUUGCCGUUUCACGAUGACCACGAUGAAGACAGACAAUGUGAGCUUCGGACUGUCGCCUGAAGACAUUCAGUGAAUAUGAUACUAUAAUGGUGACUCGACGGAAACGAUACUAUAAUAAUAAUAUUGUACUCGCUCGGAAGCGAUCCAUUUUUUUUUUUUUUUUAGUCUUCUUAUUUUGGCUUUGGCGAUAAUAUAUU